GUGCCAAGCGAGAUACGAUCCGAGAGAGAGAGAGAGGAGAGAGAGAGAGAGAGAGAGAGAGAGAGGUUGUGAAAAGACCGGCAGGAGGAGUGGGACUUCCUAUUAGGACACUAGCGACUCUUAAAUCCAGCCGCGCUCCUCUAUUUUUACGCAGGAGAUUUGAAGAAACAAACAACAAAACAGGAGGAGCUGUGAUUGGAGAAAAGUAUCCUUCCAUCGCCUGCGUUUUCACAUCUUUUUUAAAUUCUUCUCAGCGGCAGAGCCACUAGAGGACCGGGGGACCCUUAACCAUGAUAAGGGCUGUGGAUGUUGCGCUGACCGUGCUGCUCGCCGCGUCCCUGUCGUGCCGGAGCACCCUCGGCGGCUACGGGAUGAGCCUGUUCGCGGCGCAGACCUCUCCGCCGGACCCCUGCUACGACGAGCACGGCAACCCGCGGCGUUGCAUCCCGGACUUUGUCAACUCUGCCUUCGGGAAGGAGGUGAAGGUGUCCAGCACCUGCGGCAAGACGGCCAGCCGCUACUGCGUGGUGACAUCGGCAGAGAAGGGAGACGAGAGGACCAGAAACUGUCACACCUGCGACGCCUCGGACCCCAAGAAGUACCACCCUCCGGCGUACCUGACGGACCUCAACAACCCUCACAACCUCACCUGCUGGCAGUCCGAGAACUUCAUCCAGUACCCGCAAAAUGUCACCCUGACUCUGUCCCUCGGCAAGAAGUUCGAGGUCACUUACGUGAGCCUGCAGUUCUGCUCGCCCCGACCCGAAUCCAUGGUUAUUUACAAGUCCAUGGACUACGGUAAAACUUGGGUACCCUUUCAGUUUUACUCGACCCAGUGCAGGAAGAUGUACAACAAGCCAAACAGGGCAGUCAUCACGAAGCAGAACGAGCAGGAGGCCGUCUGCACGGACUCCCACACCGACAUGUACCCUCUGACCGGUGGGCUCAUCGCCUUCAGCACCCUGGACGGCAGACCGUCGGCGCACGACUUCGACAACUCCCCUGUGCUGCAGGACUGGGUGACGGCCACCGACAUCAAAGUCAUCUUCAGCCGGUUGCACACUUUCGGCGACGAGAACGAGGACGACUCGGAGCUUGCUCGGGACUCGUACUUCUACGCCGUGUCGGACCUGCAGGUCGGAGGGAGAUGCAAGUGCAACGGGCACGCGUCUCGGUGCGUCAAGGACCGGGACGGGAGUCUGGUGUGUGAGUGCAAGCACAACACCGCCGGGCCGGAGUGCGACAGGUGCAAACCUUUCCACUACGACAGACCGUGGCAGAGAGCCACAGCCAGGGAGGCCAACGAGUGUGUCGCCUGUAACUGCAACCUUCAUGCCCGAAGGUGUCGUUUCAACAUGGAGCUGUACAAGCUGUCGGGGAGGAAGAGCGGAGGAGUCUGCCUCAACUGUCGCCACAACACAGCGGGUCGCCACUGCCACUACUGCAAGGAGGGCUACUACAGAGACCUGUCCAAACCCAUCUCACACAGGAAAGCCUGCAAAGCAUGUGAUUGCCAUCCCGUGGGUGCUGCUGGCAAAACCUGUAACCAAACCACAGGACAAUGUCCCUGUAAAGACGGCGUGACUGGUAUCACGUGCAACCGCUGUGCUAAAGGCUACCAGCAGAGCCGCUCGCCCAUUGCCCCCUGCAUAAAAGAGAUUCCAGUUGCUCCCCCCACAACCCCAUCCACCAGCACGGAGGAGCCAUCAGACUGUGACUCUUAUUGUAAGGCGUCUAAAGGCAAACUGAAAAUCAACAUGAAGAAGUACUGCAAGAAAGAUUAUGCCGUCCAGGUGCACAUCCUAAAGGCAGACAAGGCCGGCGAGUGGUGGAAAUUCACCGUCAACAUCAUCUCGGUCUACAAGCAGGGCGAGAGCCGCAUCCGCCGUGGGGACCAGUUCCUGUGGGUCCGUGCCAAAGACGUGGCCUGCAAGUGCCCCAAGAUCAAGCCCGGGAAGAAGUACCUGCUGCUGGGCAACGACGAGGACUCCCCCGGCCAGAGCGGAGUGGUGGCUGACAAAGGUAGCCUGGUUAUCCAGUGGAGGGACACGUGGGCCCGCAGGCUCAGGAAGUUCCAGCAGCGGGAGAAGAAAGGCAAGUGCAAGAAGCCAUAGGCAGAGAAGAUGCCGAGGAGGAAAAGGAAUUCAAGAGAAAAUCUGAGCGGGUGAUUAAAAAAAAAAAAGAAAGAAAGAAAAAAAAAGAGAGACGGACAGAGGACCACAGACAGAGAAGAGACUGUUUAUGUCGCUGCUUUUUUGUGUAGAAGCAUGAAGAGAAUUAUUUAGGAUGAUUUGUCUUUUCUAGUGAACUUUUGUUGAAGGAGCUCACCUUGCAGAUUUGGUUUUAUGGUUUAUUUUACUUUGAGAUUUGCCUCUCUUGUGGAUUUGCCGAAUUUGCACCUAUUACCAGUAUAUAAAGUUAUUUGUGUUCAUUUUCUUUAUCUCAGUAUGAAAACAUAAUAUUUUAUUGUUUUUAAUUUUAUGGACAUUUUCUGCUGGUGCAAAAACAACAGAAAAAGCCCCCACUUAAUAACCACUGCAAUUUUGCCUCUGCAUGGUUUUCUUAAUGUAUCCUUAGCUAAGAAGCAAGCUUGUUUCAUCAAAAGUCUUCACUGAGCUAACUGAGGCAGAAAUAUUUCUCAGAACUGUGCCAUAAAGACGACUGUUUCUAAGCCACAGAAAUGGAUAGUGCAUUUCACUGUCAAUUCAAUUCCCCUGUUGUACAAAUUCAGGUACGUCUGCAACUCAACAAGCCAAACAAGUAAACUCUUGCCCUACAUUUUCAGCUGUCAAGACAAAUUUAGAAUAUGCAGGCAACAGAAAAAAGGAUAAAACACAGUAUUGACUAAAGCAUAUUUGACCAAAGUAAUCUGGAGCAUAUUUUACCCCCCCACCCCCAACUUCACAGGUUAAAUUUUGGUCGUAUUUCUGUAUUUGUACAAACCUGCAUGUGAACGCUUCUGAUUUGCAACUGUAAUGUUCAGUUCUCUAACUGGUGCUGCUGAUGGUACUAAUGUUUAAAUUCCGCUUUUUUUGGGAGGACAGAAUGCAUUUAAAAUAACUGAUUUCACCUUCAGUACUUACAGUAACUGUGACUUAGUUUUUUUUUUUUUUUUUUUUAAUUGUUUCACAACUCCAGCAGGUUGCACACAGAUGUUUAACAGCUGACUUAUAAAAGGACAGGAGGCCAGCCACAUUGAUUGUUAUAAAAACGCUAUUCAAACAUCACAGAAUCAUGAGCUGUUCAUGGGUAGAUCGGAUAGAAAUACAUAAUAAUGUAAUGAAUCUUAUUAGGUGACUACAAAAUAAUAUGCCAAAUGUUUUUUGUUGUUGUUGUUGUUUUUUUCAUUUAAAUUAAUUUCAUUGACAUUUUUGUCGAUGUUGUUCUAUCACACAAUGAUUAGAGCUGUGAAUGUUACCCCGGGUAAGUCAUUGUGCGAAGUGGAUGCAACAUUAGAAUUGUGCAGGUGAAAGUGCUGCACGCUCUCAGUGCUGACAAUACUGACAGAAGAAGUGCAUAUAGUAUGUCACAAGUGCAACAAUGCAGAUGUUUGCAUGAUUUGUCGCUUUAAAAAUGUGCACAGUGUGUCAACAUGUAUCUUUAAAAGACAAAGUUAGAAAAAUGUCCUUGUAAUCGACCUCUGCCCAGGUAAUGUGGAUGACUGACACCAAAUGUGAAAAGGUAUACUUUUAUGUGGAGCAUAAAAAAAGAUAUUCACUGUUCAAUGAGAAAGAGCAUAAUAAGAAAACGAUUUUCUUACCUCACAUGGUGCAGAACGUGAACCUAAUACAAAACAGAAAAAUGAAAACUUGAGCACAAACUGCACCUUGAAAAGUGCUCAACAAUUACUUUAAAAUGUUUCUGAAAUCCACCUCACAGUGGCUCGUAUUCAUGGAGAGUAAUUCCUACAGUGCUAUGAGAUUGUAGAUAACUACCUUUACAGCCCUCGUAUUCUUUCGCAAACACAAUGCAUGACUGUACAUUCACUAAAAGGACAGUCUGCGACCAGUCAGAGGCUGCAGUCUCUUAUUGACCUGUCACAUUAAUUCUCUUCACUUCUACACUUGCACAGGGAGGAAUGGGGUGAAUUGCAAUCACUUGACGCUGCUUGAUUCAGACCACAUUGCUCAUUUAUUUGUGUGCAGUUCAGUUUGGAUUUCUCCAAGGAAUGCAUGGUUUAAUAAAAAGAAAAAGAAAAAAAAACCCCACACUGCUCAGGUUUGUAAAAAGCCCACAUCUGAUGUAUCUGAUGUGUCAUAAAACUGGGGUUCCUUUCAGUCCAUCCCAAAACUCAGCCAGCAAUGCUUUUGAUGUUGCUUUACAAAACUCACAUUUACUAUAACACCUUUUAAAAAUGUUCCACAGCACAACUAACUGUAAAAAAAAAGUGUUUCAAGAUCAUUUAAAGACACAUGGUUUUAAUCUACUGGACUUCCUUUGUUUUAAAUGGUAAUAAUUUUUGAUUCCACUAUCUCAGAGGCGUACUCAUUUGUCCUGGAAUUUUCUGAGUGGACUGAAAUGCCUCCUAGAUGAUGACAAAUUAGAAGGGCUUUUUAAAUCCUGAGAAAUCAAAAUCACCUGGGCUACGCUGAAAGAUACAAAGUACAGAUGACCAAGUUGCUGAAGAACUCCUCAGUAUUUACAUUUAGGUUUUGAUGGAGUUUGUCUUUUUUUUUUUUUUUUUACUGUACAAUCAAUAAAAAUGAUUGUGAUUUCAGUCUAACGUGAUGCUAUGUGCUGGUGGCUUGUCCAGUGCCGAUGACGAGGAUGCACUCAUACGCAUACAGUAUAUUUACAUGUUCCUGCCUUUCAUUGUUAAUCCUACAAUAACGUUACAUGGCAAUGUUUUUUUCUGUUUGGCACAGUGUAAUCUAUAAUCACACCUCUCUAGUCUCUGAAGCCUCAUGCUGUAAAUUUUACAUCCGUCUCCUGAGCAAUGGUUUGACAAGCUUCCUGAUGAAAUGCUACACACGUACCUGUCAAAGCAUUGCUUUGUGUUCAUACUAUGAAUUGUAAAUGUUGUUUAGUUGUCACCAUUGCAAAGACUUUUUGCAGUGUUGUUUUACAAUGCGUACUAAUAUAUUAUGGUUAUUAUAUAUGAAUAUAUUUAAUGACACAAGACAUUGUGGAUUUUAUUGUCUUUAUCGACUUUUUUUUUUUUUUUUUUUUAACUUGUGGUUGUUUAGAUCGUUGCCAUUAAAGAAGGAAAUAAUAACUACUGAACACACCAACCUGGUAGAACUAAAUUCAGAUUUUCAGUUGAAAUAAACUCUUGUUACAUUGAAAAAUCA
Molecule: messenger RNA, 5291 nt
Organism: Lates calcarifer (barramundi perch)
Lineage: Eukaryota; Metazoa; Chordata; Actinopteri; Centropomidae
Gene: ntn1a
Product: netrin 1a
Exons: 7
Coding region: 291-2114 (607 amino acids)
Molecular function (GO): protein binding
Source: RefSeq, a predicted model, not a curated record